AUGUACCCAGACCCUCCUCCAGCACCCCCCUCCUCCUCCGCACCUCCCUCCCCCCUCCUCUCUCUUCCCCCCGAUCUCCUCCUCCUCUCCCUCUCCCGCCUCUUUCCCACCGACCUCCGCUCUGCUGCUGCCACGUGUACACGCCUGCGCCAGCUGGCACUGCCAGCUGUACCCAACCUGCCACACCUCUCCCUCUUUCCACAUCAACGGUCGGCGCUACAGUGGAUGAUGGGCAGAGAGAGGGGGGGAGUGAGGAGGGAGAGUAGGGGAGAGAGGGGGAGAGGGGUCCCGCAGGGGUUUGUUCGGAGCCCGUUAGUGAGUGUGUUGAUGAUGAGAGAGGAGGGGAGUGAGUGUGGUGGUGGUGGAGUGGGGAGUGUGAAGGGGAGUGGGAAUAGGAAUGGAGGGAAUGAGGGGAGGGUGAUGCUGUGUGAUGUGAUUACAGGGGGGGUGAGAUUCCUUUGGAGCAACGAGAAGAGAAGCGGAAGGGGGAAGAGAAAAACCAGAGAGUGGGAAGCAGAUGAAAGCAAAGGUGAGCAGCAGGAUAUCGCAAGUCUGCAAGAGGGCGAGAAAGGGGAAAAGGAAGUUUCGGGAUGUUCAGGCUCGGCGAACGUGGAGCCCGGCAAAUUAGGCAUGGUACCGGAGCUAGCGGACAGGCUCGGCCUGGUGCCAGACGUGCAGGGAGGUCUAUUUUGUGACGAGCCUGGGCUGGGUAAGACUGUGACUGCCUUGGCGCUGAUCCUCAAAACCAAGGGGUUGCUUCCGGCUGUGCCUAGGGGCUGCCGACUGGUGGUGUGUGGGAGGAGGGGAGAGAAUGGGGUGGAUGGGUGGAGAGCUGAAGGAGGAGGAGGAGGGGGAGGAGGAGGAGGAGAAGGAGGAGGAGGAGGGGUAUGGAAAGGAGGGUGGCUGGGUUAUUACGAGAGGGUUUUACCUGGAGAGGCAACGAAGGGGAAGGAGUGGGAUUGCAGAGGAGAGAGGUUGAAACAGGCUUGGCAUGGCAAUGUGACGGGGGGAAGUCAGGAUGCUGUGGGUGAGAUAAGGGGGAAGAAAGAGGUGGUGGAGUGCGGUUUAGAGGAGAAUGAGGCACAUAAGAAUGUGUUGAAUGCGGUGGAGGGGAGUGGUAGCAGGUGUGAUGCGGUGCAGGGGAGUCGGAGUGGGAUGACAUCGGAGCUGUUAACUGGGGGCAGUGUGGUGAAAGAUAGGGGUUGUGGUGGAGCAGAGUUGAGAGGUGCGGCAGAUUUGAAAGGUGGGGCGGAGUUGAAAGGUGGGGCGGAGUUGAAAGGUAGGGCGGAGUUGAAAGGUGGGUCAGAGGUUGGGGAAGUUACUGAUGGGAGCAGGGCGAAGGCCGAACAACAUGAGAAGGGUGAGGGAGGGGAGAUUAGUGAGGGAGGAGCGAAGAGCGAGGGGGAGAAAAAGGGCAAGAGAGAGAGAAAUAUUAGGAGAGAGGCGAAGAGUGAAGGGGAGCCAGAGAGUAAAGAAGAGGAAAAGAGUGAGGGAGAGGAAAAGAAUGAGGGAGAGGAGAAGACCAAGGGAGAGGAGAAGAGUGAGGGAGAGGAGAAGAACAGGGGAGUGAAGGGCGGAAGGAAGGGGUCGAGGAGUCCCAGAACGUGUGCUGGCAGGAGGGGCAGUGCAGCAAACGAAGCUUCCAAGGGGGCAGCACGGGAGACAGCAGGGUGGAGGCAUCAAAGAGUGCAAUGA
Closterium sp. Naga37s-1 is the source of this 1695-nucleotide messenger RNA. The record is from the annotation of a GenBank genome assembly. NCBI's taxonomy places the organism in Eukaryota, Viridiplantae, Streptophyta, Zygnematophyceae, Desmidiales, Closteriaceae.